ACAUGGCGUCCGCCCAACCCUCCAAACCAAGGCGGCCAAGCCCCUUCCAUUUGCCAGGCGGCCACACCAUCUGAUCCCCAAUUCGUUUCCACCUAUCGAGCCAAGGUGCGACGACGGCGGUCGCAGCGUCCCCUCCCUCCCUCCGUACCGCUGCCGCCGGUCUACCAAACGGUGAAAUAUUUACGUAAGCGAAUCAGGGUCUUGAAGAUAGCUUCCAGAUAUGUGGGGUUUUGCAUCAAAUGCUUGGGCAUCCGGGCUGGGGAAGAGGAGUCCCCCAAAUUGCACCUCUUCGAGUGCUGCUUGUUCCGAUGACGAAGCAUCCUCGUGCACGAGCAGGGAAGAAGGCCUGGAAUGCCCAAUAUGUUGGGAGUCUUUCAAUAUAGUGGAGAAUGUGCCUUACGUGCUAUGGUGCGGCCACACCCUUUGCAAGAACUGCGUCCUAGGACUUCAAUGGGCCGUCAUCAAAGUUCCAACUGUGCCGAUGCAGCUACCCUUCUUCGUUUGCUGUCCCUGGUGCAACCUCCUGUCGCUUCGCAUACUUUACAAAGGGAACCUCACGUUCCCACGGAAGAAUUAUUUCCUCCUCUGGAUGGUUGAGGGGAUGAAUGGUGAGCGGGCCAGAUCACGCCCAGCUACUCACAGCGAGCAACAUACUCCAUGGCUCUCAAGCAGCAGCAGAGCAAAUGGAAAUGCAGGCUGUUCAAAUCCCACAAGACGCCACCUUCCGCUGCCACCGCCGGUUGACACUACUUCGCCCACCAAUGCAAAUCAUGCCAACCAUGGGGUCCCUGUCCCUCUGCUGAACGCAGAGAGAGUACAAGCUUCGCUGCGCAAGUCCUUGUCGUUCCUGGUUCACCUGACCGCCAAGUUUCCCCUGGUGUUCAUCUUCCUCCUCAUAGUGCUCUAUGCGAUCCCUGCCAGCGCAGCAGUCUUGCUACUGUACAUCCUUAUCACGGUGCUGUUCGCGCUCCCCUCGUUCCUGAUACUGUAUUUCGCGUAUCCGAGCCUGGACUGGCUUGUUAGGGAAAUCUUUGCCUGAGAUUUCCUUGUUCGGUAAAAUCUCAAUACUGUUGUUGAGUCCUUGUAUAACUGAACCUUCCCUAGAUCUUGUUGCAAGCGUGGAUGCUAUUGCAAAGUUUUGGUUUUUACACCAUGAGAUGUGUUUACCUCAAGUC
Messenger RNA from Zea mays, 1175 nucleotides. Its product is annotated as RING zinc finger protein-like. Bases 221 to 1039 code for a protein of 272 amino acids. The transcript is spliced from 2 exons. The record is from RefSeq and is marked validated. Lineage: Eukaryota; Viridiplantae; Streptophyta; Magnoliopsida; Poales; Poaceae.